This is a messenger RNA of Nelumbo nucifera (sacred lotus), 726 nucleotides long. RefSeq names its product kunitz trypsin inhibitor 5-like. The record is from RefSeq and is a predicted model, not a curated record. NCBI's taxonomy places the organism in Eukaryota, Viridiplantae, Streptophyta, Magnoliopsida, Proteales, Nelumbonaceae. Gene Ontology annotation, molecular function: endopeptidase inhibitor activity.
AUGUGGCGUAGAUAUGUAAUAUUUGGGCUGUUGGGUUUGGCUUCAAUUUUUCAGAUAGAGGCUACUUCCGGGUCCAGUUCUCAUCACCAAGCGCAAGCAGUCCUCGACACAGAUGGUAAUCAACUCCAAGCUGGAAGAGAAUAUUACAUUGUUUCAGCUAUCCGAGGAGGCGGAGGAGGUGGAGUAACUAUUGGUAAAAGAGAAAGUUCAAGUUCAAGUUCACGCACACCCACUGUGAAACAACACUCCUACGACAUGAACUUGGGUAGCCCUGUUACUUUCACUCCGGCAUCUAAUUCCUCCAAAGAGAUGCUUAUUUGGGAAGAAUUUGAUGGAGUUCGAUACCUUAGAUCAGAAGAAAAUAGAAUCAAAGAGCAAGUCGAUUUGAAUAUUGGGUUCUCAGGACUAAAGAGAGUUUGGCAAGUCGAGGAAGCCAACAGUGAUGCAUCAUCAUCAUCUAGCCAAACAACAAGAUAUGUGACACUUAGAGGCCAACCAGGCCAUCCAGGAGCCUCCACUGUCGGGAACUGGUUUAGGAUAGAAAGGAUUAGCAGGUCAAGCCCCGAGUAUCGAAUCACCUACUGUCCUAGCGUAUGCGAGUCUUGCCAUGUUGAAUGUGGAAAUGUUGGGAUUAGAAAGGAGAACGGGAAGAGGUGGCUUUCAGUGUCACAACAUAGAGAGUUCCCAUUUGUAUUUAUGAGGGCGAGACACUCCAGUGAUGAGUAG